UUUUCUACUGCAAUGCCUCGAGCUCUUGUUGCUGUUUCUGAAGGAUCCGAAGAAUUGGAAACCAUUGGUAUCGUCGACGUGCUACGACGUGGAAAGGUGAAUGUUACACUUGCAUCCGUGGAUCAUCAAAAAACUGUCAAAUGUAGCAAGGGAACGAUAAUAACUGCGGAUGCUCUGCUGAAAGAUGUAAAAGACGAAACCUUUGAUGCCAUUGUUUUGCCGGGCGGUCUUCCUGGAGCAGAACAUCUCCGUGAUAGUAAGACGCUUUCCAAGCUUUUAGAAAAACAGAAGGAAGAAGGACGCAUUUAUGCUGCCAUCUGUGCCUCUCCCGCUGUUGUCUUUGCUUCACAUAAUCUCUUGGAGGGUGUAAAGGCAACCUGCUAUCCUAGCUUUAAGGAAGAUAUCGAGCACUAUGUGAACGACAAAGUGGUCGUUUCUGGGAAUUGCAUCACAUCCCAAGGUCCCGGAACUGUCGCAGAAUUCGCUCUUCAACUCGUGGAGUCGCUUUGUGGGAAAGCGACGCGUGCCUCUGUAGCCAAGGGCAUGAUUUACAAUUCGUGUGUUUGA
This is a messenger RNA of Blastocystis hominis, 567 nucleotides long. RefSeq lists its product as hypothetical. The transcript is spliced from 6 exons. Gene Ontology annotation, biological process: guanine deglycation, glyoxal removal; protein deglycation, glyoxal removal. Gene Ontology annotation, cellular component: cytosol; nucleus. NCBI's taxonomy places the organism in Eukaryota, Bigyra, Opalinata, Blastocystidae. Bases 13 to 567 code for a protein of 184 amino acids. Gene Ontology annotation, molecular function: protein deglycase activity. The record is from RefSeq and is a predicted model, not a curated record.